UUUCAGUAUCACAACAGAUUGGACUUGGCCGGGGAGAAGUGUGUGUGCGCUUUACUCCGGAGCUGCUUCUCUGUUUUCAUUUAGUUCAACCAGCUUUUUACACUUUUUCUUUCCCUGCCGGAGUCUGUCAGUAAAGCUCCAGGAUGGUCAAAGUGUCUUUCAGCUCCGCUUUGGCCGUGAAAGAUGUGAAAAAGGACGCAGAAAGUCUUAUUCCCGAGGAGGACAAAGAUGCUGAGGCAGCUCUGCCGGUGCGUCACCAGUCUCGGGCCUGGUGCUGGUGCAUGUGCCUCGGUCUGGCCCUCAUGCUGUCCGGAGUGGUGGUUGGAGGGGCCUACCUGUACCGCUUUUACAUCCUGGAGGUGAGCUACCAGCCCCAACAAUGGUGGGAACCAGAGGAGGGCCAGGUGUUUGUGUGCGGGGUCGGCUACCGCGAGGAAGACUUCAUGAUCCAGGAGGAAGACGAAGAGAUUGAGGUGCAGCUGCCAAACCAGUUCCAACUGCGUCAGCUGGAGGAGACGAUCCGGGUGCUGGAGAGGGAGCAGGUGGAGCUCAUCAGCGUCCCCGUGCCCGAGUUCGGCGAAGGAGACCCGGCUGACAUCGUCCACGACUUCCAGCGGAGGUUGACCGCCUACCUUGAUCUGAGUCUGAACAAGUGCUACGUCAUCCCGCUCAACACCUCCAUCGUCAUGCCUCCCAGAGACUUUUUGGAGCUGCUCAGCAACGUCAAGGCCGGCACCUACCUGCCUCAGUCUUACCUGAUCCACGAGGAGAUGAUUGUGACGGAGCGCCUGGAGCACGUCGACCAGCUCGGCUACUUCAUCUACAACCUCUGCCGCGGCAAAGACACCUUCAAGCUGCAGCGCAGAGACAGGAUUCUGGGUAUGCAGAAGCGUGAAGCUUUGAACUGCCGCAAUAUUCGUCACUUCGAGAGCGAGUUUGUGGUGGAAACGCUGAUCUGUGAGCCUUAAGAGUCCUUGUAGCAUCAGAGCUGCUCUUAAAGUCACUGGCGUGCAGUGAGAUCUGUUUUUUUUUUUUUUUAAACCCACCUGUCUUUUUUUCUCUGUCCUUUACUUCAGGUAGUUUGACUGGUUGAGAGGAGUGAAAUGUGAAGCUGUUUGGUAAAAAUAUUCAUUGAUUGUGAUUCCAAAAAAAAAAAAAAAAAAAAAAAAAAAUAAGGCAAAGAGUUUGUGUAUUUUUCCACUUUUCUGUACGGGGGUCUUCUUGGAAUGUUUUCAUAAAUAACUAGUUAAAAGUCAGCUGAUUAUAAAGAGUAAAUUAUUUUAAUCAAAAUAACUGCAAUUAUUAGCAUGAACGCGUAUGUCAGUAGUCAAGGGUAAAUUCAGUUGGCCUUUCUUUCAGUACAAACAUAUUAAGUUUCAGGAGAAAGUGCGACUUUUAUACCACUCAUCCUGGUUGUUAAAGCAGAUCAGUCCAGGGAGAGGUUUUUUUUGUAUUUUGUCUGCUGUAGCUAUUAAUACACUGCACCUGUUCUUUCUUAACUGGAAAAUGAUCUUAAAAUAAGAGUGUGAAAACGUGCUUCUAUUGUUAAGCUUUAUGAGAAAUAAAAUCCACAGCAGGGAGUUAAAACACACUUAUUUUAAAAUCUUUUUCUCAAGGGUUGUCUGUCUUUUUUUGAAUGUGUACUUUUUUUUGGAUAACUCUUCCUGUUGUACUAAUUUGUGUAUAUAAUCUCUUUAAAGAUACGAACAGACCAACACAAUAAACAAAAUAGAAAAAUACAAA
This is a messenger RNA of Anoplopoma fimbria (sablefish), 1743 nucleotides long. It is a transcript of the gene itm2bb, whose product is annotated as integral membrane protein 2Bb. The record is from RefSeq and is a predicted model, not a curated record. Gene Ontology annotation, biological process: negative regulation of amyloid precursor protein biosynthetic process. Bases 144 to 968 code for a protein of 274 amino acids. Gene Ontology annotation, molecular function: amyloid-beta binding. Gene Ontology annotation, cellular component: plasma membrane; Golgi apparatus; extracellular exosome. NCBI's taxonomy places the organism in Eukaryota, Metazoa, Chordata, Actinopteri, Perciformes, Anoplopomatidae. The transcript has 7 exons.